Salarias fasciatus (jewelled blenny) is the source of this 3412-nucleotide messenger RNA. Its product is annotated as NLR family CARD domain-containing protein 3-like. The record is from RefSeq and is a predicted model, not a curated record. NCBI's taxonomy places the organism in Eukaryota, Metazoa, Chordata, Actinopteri, Blenniiformes, Blenniidae. Bases 154 to 3069 code for a protein of 971 amino acids. The transcript is spliced from 9 exons. Gene Ontology annotation, molecular function: protein binding.
AAUAUUCUGCUAUUUAAAAUUGGUAAUCUGUAAUCUCUGUGGACAGAAUACAAUAAUUAUAAAUUGAAUCUCGGAGUGUGUCUUGGUUUUACAUUGUACGUUUUUUUGUGUGGAAGUCAUCCUUCCUGUCCAUCUGAGAGAGACUGACUGAAGAUGAGUGAGAAAGAUGAUCAAGAGGACAAAGCAGAGACUUCAUCCACGGAGAGUGAUCUGUGUCAGGAUCGUCCAGCAAGGUUACAUGAUGAACGUGGAUUCUCAGACACAAAACACAGAGACAACUUUUCAACAUCCAGCCACUUGUAUUUGAGAAGUGAAAUUUCUAAACAUGAACCUCCAACCUUCGGCAAUGAACCUGAACCUCCAAACACAAAAGAGAGGAAGAGCAGUGCUGUUGGGGAGGAGAAGCAGUUCUCCAGUUGUGGUUUGUGUGAAGAUCUCCUGAAGGACCCAGUCUCCAGCAUCUGUGGACACCGGUUCUGCAGACAAUGCAUCAACUCAUAUCAGGACCAGGGUUCUUCAUCAGGAACUUGUUUCUGUCCUCAGUGUGGAAAAAGAUCCAGAGCUGGUCUGCAGACAGACACUCAGAGCAGCUCUGUCCAAAAAGGUCUGCAGAAGGUUUUAGAUGAACACAAGAGGAGUGUGAGGAAGAGAUGUGAACGUGUGACUGAAGGAAGUGAUGAAUCCGGAGGAGGAAUCCUCCUCAACAGGAUCUACACUGAGCUCCACAUCACAGAGGGACAGAGUGAGGAGGUCCAGUGGGAACAUGAAGUGAUGCAGCUGGAGACAUUUUGCAGGACGGAGAAGCACCACGACACUGCCAUCAGGUGUCAGGACAUCUUCAAAACCUCAGCCGAGCAGCAGAGACCCAUCCGAGUGGUUCUGACCAACGGCGUGGCCGGUGUGGGAAAAACCUUCUCGGUGCACAAGUUCACCCUGGACUGGGCCGAGGGCCUGGAGAACCAGGAUGUCGGUGCGCUGGUCGUCCUGUCCUUCAGGGAGCUGAACCUGGUCCGACAUCAGCAGUACAGUCUUCUCAGACUGCUCCAGGUUUUCCACCCAGCCUUACAGGAGGUGACGGCAGAGGAGCUGGCCGUUUGCAGACUCUUGUUCAUCCUUGACGGUCUGGAUGAAAGCAGACUUUCUCUGGACUUCCAUAGUGGACCGAAUGUUUCUGACGUCACACAGGAGUCAUCGAUCGACUUGCUUCUCAUAAACCUCAUUCAGGGGAAUCUGCUUCCUUCAGCUCGGGUCUGGAUCACUUCCAGACCGGCAGCAGCCAAUCAGAUCCCUCCAUCAUGUGUGGACAGGCUGACAGAAGUGCGAGGCUUCGCUGACGCCCAGAAGGAGGAGUACUUCAGGAGGAGACUGAGCGAUGAGGAGCUGUGCAGCAGAAUCAUCUCCCACAUCCAGACCUCCAGGAGCCUCCACAUCAUGUGCAGAAUCCCAGUCUUCUGCUGGAUCACUGCUACAGUUCUGGAGCACAUGUUGAGCACAGAGCAGAGAGGAGAGCUGCCCAAGAUUCUGACUGACAUGUACUCCCACUUUAUAAUGGUUCAGAAAACAAGGAAGAGGCAGAAGUACCAUGAGGGACCAGAGACAUGUCCAGAGGAACUGAGUGAGGCUGACAGGGAGGUUCUUCUAAAUCUGGGGAGGAUGGCUUUUGAACAUCUUCAGAUAGGAAACAUCGUUUUCUACCAAGAAGACCUGAAGCAGUGCGGUCUGGAUGUGGCAGAGGCCUCGGUGUACUCUGGAGUUUUUACCGAGAUCUUCAGAAGAGAGUGUGUGAUCUUCCAGAAACCAGUCUACUCCUUCAUUCAUCUGAGCAUUCAAGAGUUUCUGGCUGCAGUUUACAUGUUCCACUGUUACUCCAACAAGAAGACCGACGUGCUGCAGGUUUUCCUGAGGGAAGACGUCACCGAUUUAUCUGUGGAAGAUUUCAUCAAGAAAACUUUAAAAAGAUCUCUUGAAAGUCAUCAUGGUCACCUGGAUCUGUUUGUCCGUUUCCUUCAUGGCCUUACUUCAGAGACCAACCAGAAAUUCUUAAGAGAUCUGCUCGGUCAGCCCAAAAUUAGUCCAGAAACUUUCAAAACAGUCCUCCAGAACCUUAAAGAGAUGAAAACAUCUGAAAUGUCACCGGACAGAAGCAUCAACAUCUUCCACUGUCUGAUGGAGAUGAAGGACCUCUCAGUGCAGCAGGAGAUCCAAGAGUUCCUGAAGUCAGAGAACAGAUCAGAGAAGGAGCUCUCUGGGAUCCACUGCUCAGCUCUGGCACACAUGCUGCAGAUGUCGGAGGAGGUUCUGGAGGAGUUCGACCUGAAGACGUAUAAUGCGUCCACGGAGGGUCUGCUGAGGCUGAUUCCAGCUGUGAGGAACUGCAGGAAGGCUCGAAUUACCGAGUGUGGACUUGCAGAGACUCACUGUCAGGUUGUGGCGUCGGCCCUGAAGUCCAGCCUCUCCCAUCUGACUCAUCUGGAUCUGAGUCUCAACAGCCUGCAAGAUUCUGCAGUGAUGAUUCUGUGUGCUGGACUGGAGAGUUCAAACUGCAGACUGGAGACUCUGAUAUUGAGGCGCUGCGGUUUGUCGGACGUCAGCUGUCAGUAUCUGGCCUUGGCUCUGAAGUUCAGCCCCUCUCACCUGCAACAUCUGGACCUGAGUCUCAACGUGGAGCUGCGGGACUCGGGAGUGGAGCGGCUGUGUGGUUUUCUUCAGAGUCCACUCUGCAGACUGAAGAGUCUCAGACUGAGGAACUGCGGUUUGUCAGAGACCAACUGUGGUUCUCUGGUCUCAUCUCUACAGUAUAACCCCUCCAUUCUGAAACAUCUAGACUUGAGUCACAACCAGCUUCUGGAUUCGGGAGUGAAACUGCUGUGUCGUUUCCUGCAGAAUCCACUCUGCAGACUGGAAACUGUGAGAAUGAGGGGCUGCAGUCUGUCGGAGAUCAGCUGCACGUCUCUGCAGUCAGCUCUGGGAUCCAACCACUCCCACAUGAUACAUCUGGACCUGAGUGAAAACUACCUGCAGGAUUCAGACGUGAAGCAGCUGCUUGAUCUCGUCCACACGACAAUCUGAAGUGUGUGAGGUCAGAUAAAGAGGAAGUGUUCCCCUUAAAGCUGCUGAGGAGCUGCAUGAGGACAUCUGAUUGGUUGGCUAUGGAAGAAGAUGAUGAACAUGAGUCCCUUGGACUGGGGGCUUGUCCGGGAAUUGAACCUGGGACCUCUUGCCACCCACGUAUGACCUGGAUUAUAACACGACACUCAAGUGUCUUCGCAUGGUCAAGCAGCGUGAACUGAUUCACGAAGAAAUGUAAAAUAAUUUGGUAACACUUUAUUUGAAGCCCCCCUGUAUAACACAUUAUAAGUACAUUUAUAAAGCUUUAUAAUACCAUUAUAACACGUGUAGCUAUAGUUAUAAA